AUGACGCGGAACCCCUCAGUCUCCUCCGACAGCGAGGACUCCUCCAAAAAACGGCCGUCGUCGUCCAUUCUCGGAAUUUCACGCUCCAUUGCAGCGUGUCAACGCUGUCGCACUAAGAAAAUCCGCUGCGACCAGAACUUUCCGGCCUGCGCUAAAUGCGCCAAGUCGGGCGUCGAAUGUGUGGGGUUGGAUCCGGCCACUGGGCGCGAAGUCCCACGGUCAUACGUGAUCCACUUGGAGGACAAAAUCGCCGAGCUCGAGAUCUUACUCCGUGAAAACGGUAUCGACCCAGAGGCCAAGCGGCAGAAGGUGGAGCGGCCCGAAGGGCAAGUGAAACACCUCGAACCGGAGAGGGAGGCGGCAACCAUUCUGCCAAUGUCCAGCGCCCCUACAUUGGUAGGUGCCAGUUCAGACGUCUCCUUCUCACGCCUCAUGUUUUCGACGGUUAAUUUUAACAACGCCGAACACGACCCAUCCAUCACCAGCAGUCCAUCCACGUACCCGGCACUCCUCCCGCCGAAACAAAUUGCGCAAGAGUACCUUAAAAUAUACUUCGCGCAGACCAACUCGCAACUCCCCAUCCUUCACCGUGAACAGUUCAUCGCCAAGUACUGGGAUCCGAUUUACGGCCAGCUCGGUAAAGUGUCCCUUGCCUCAGAUUACACAACCACCUCCAUGCCACUGCGAGUCGCCGAGACCGAUACCUGGGACUUCCGCCUCAGACAGCACAUCGACGCCUUCCAGAAGGACAACGCUGGCGGUGACUACGUAGACCUCAUGCGGUAUGUCGACGGGCUUGUUGUCCCCUCCGAGUUCGUUAUUCCGCUCUACUUCCUCAAUAUCAUCUUUGCUGUAGCACUGUCAGCGCUCCAUCUUCAAUACCCGGCAGAAAUUCUGGACGGGUUUCGCUCUGCCGCCCUCCGAUCCAUGGACGUUGUUUAUUCCUCGCUGGACAGACUUGAAUCGCUUCAAGGAAUCCUUCUCCUCACACUCUACUCGAUGAUGCGGCCUGCACAGCCAGGGGUGUGGUACGUGCUCGGUCUGGCGCUUCGCCUAUGCGUAGAUCUCGGUCUUCAGAAUGAACUGGGUAACAAGAAACUCCUGGGGUUCGUCAAAGACAUGCGCCGGCGCUUGUUCUGGUGUACCUACUCUCUCGACAGACAGGUGUGCGUUUAUCUCGGGCGCCCGUUCGGGAUUCCUGAGGGGUGUGUCAACACGCAGUUCCCUUCUGAAUUAGAUGACAUGUUAAUCGUGGAAGAUUCUACGGCGGAUUACCUGGAAAACGCCAGCGGAAUUCCUACCUACAAGGUGGUGAGCCUUGCAAUGUUCAAGAUCCGUCAGAUCCAGGCGGAGAUUCAACAAAUCAUGUACGAGGGCAACGAGCUACCGCGGGCUUUCUCUAACCUCGCGUCCUGGAGCGAAUACAUUCUGAAAAAACUUGACAAUUGGCGGCUCAACACGCCAAACGCGCCGCGCAAGAUGAACUGCGACUUUAACUUGGAGUUUUUCAAUUUGUCCUACAACCACACGUUGCUCAUGCUUCACGGCUUGAGUCCGCGGAGCCCCAAGUUCAGCUUUAAUGACUACCGCAUUGCGACAGAGGCUGCCAAACAGGUCAUUAUCACGUACGACCGUAUGUUAGCGAUGCAGCUGAUUAAUUACACGUGGGUAGCCGUGCACAACUUGUUCAUGGCCGGGGCAUCGUACCUUUAUUCGGUGUACACGUGUGACGACCUUCGAGAGUCCAUCUCUUUGAAAGAAUUGAAGCGCAUUACGAAUACGGCGGUGAACAUUUUCCAAUCUCUCAGGGACAGAUGCGACGCGGCCACUACCUGCAAGGAUACCUUUGAGUUCCUC
Babjeviella inositovora NRRL Y-12698 is the source of this 1857-nucleotide messenger RNA. RefSeq names its product Ppr1p (gene PPR1). The annotation marks the transcript as partial. The transcript has a single exon. Gene Ontology annotation, molecular function: DNA-binding transcription factor activity, RNA polymerase II-specific; sequence-specific DNA binding; zinc ion binding. Gene Ontology annotation, biological process: DNA-templated transcription; positive regulation of transcription by RNA polymerase II. NCBI's taxonomy places the organism in Eukaryota, Fungi, Ascomycota, Pichiomycetes, Serinales. The record is from RefSeq and is a predicted model, not a curated record.